AUGAGUCCUGCCGCCGCCAGUAACCGCCAGAUUCGUCUCGUCCGACUGGCCCACGUCUACUACACCCACCAGGAUCUGGAUAAGGCAGCCCGAUUUCUGGAGGACUUUGGCUUUCAGGAGACCGGAAGAGUGGGCAAGACUAUUUACUACCGCGGGACCAGCGCCGAGCCAUUCGUCUAUUGCGCUCAACAAGGCGACGUGGAUAGAUUUGGUGGUGCUGCCUUCGUGGUGGAGUCCAUGGCGGAUCUUGAGUAUGCAGCGCGGACAUUGCCAAGUACCAGUGAGGUGUAUCAGCUAGACUGUCCAGGAGGAGGGCUCUGUGUAACUUUUGCCGAUCCGGUUGACGGGUUUGCUUUCCAUCUGGUCUAUGGGCAAACUCCUUUGGAGGCGACGGCCGUGAUGCAGGAACCGCGGUACAACUAUCCCACAGAGAAGCAUCGACCUUCGAACAGCUGUCAGAGAUUCAAGCCUGGUCCAGCACCAGUCCACAAAUUGGGCCACUUCGGGAUGUGCGUGACGGACUUUGCCAGGGCGUAUGACUUUUACACGACGCGCUUCAACUUCAAGGCCAGUGAUCUUCUCCACGACGAGCACGGCAAGGACAUCAGCGCAUUCAUGCACCUAGAUCGGGGGGAGGAGCUGGUGGAUCAUCAUUGUUUCUUUCUCUUUGAGGGGCCAAAAUCCCAUGUUCAUCACUCCUCCUUUGAGACUACGGAUUUUGAUACUCAGCUUCUGGGACACCACUGGCUCCGGCAGAGGGGUUAUGCUAAUUGCUGGGGCGUGGGGAGACACAUUAUGGGCAGCCAGAUCUUUGACUAUUGGUUCGAUCCAUCGGGGUUCAUUCUGGAGCACUAUGUCGAUGGCGACUUGGUGAAUGAGGACUACCCUACGAAUCGAUCGCCUGCUUCGCCAAACAACCUGCAUGUCUGGGGCCCUCCAACUCUGCCUUUUCUGGGAAACAUCCACCAAAUCCCCAGAAGAGGAUCCUAUCUCAAAUUCACUGAGUGGGCCGAGAAAUACGGAGGCCUCUACUCCCUGAAACUGGGAACUGGCACUGCAGUUGUAAUCACUGACCGACGAAUCGUGAAGGAGCUGAUCGACCGCAAGAGCUCCAAGUACAGUAACCGACCGGCAUCGUUCGUCGCGCAUACCAUCACCGGGGGAGACCAUCUAUUGGUCAUGCAAUAUGGAGCGCUGUGGCGCACCCUCCGUAAGCUUGUUCAUCAGUACUUCAUGGAGUCGAUGGUCGAGAAGAGUCAUCUACGAGUUCAAAAUGCCGAGGCAGUGCAGAUGUUACGUGAUUUCUGUGUGCGGCCUGAUCAGCACAUGCUGCAUCCAAAACGGUAUAGCAAUAGUAUCACUAUGAGUCUGGUAUAUGGGAUUCGGACACCAUCUGUGCAUACGCCACACAUGACGCAGCUGUACGAGAUGAUGGAUCAAUGGUCCCAAGUCAUGGAGCCCGGCAACACGCCUCCCGUAGAUAUCUACUCCUUCCUGCAUUACAUUCCCCAGCGGCUGUUCGGCGACUGGCUCUCCCGUGCCAAGGGCGUCAGCGCGCACAUGAACAACCUCUACGCCGAGUACCUUGACCGCGUCGAAGCACGCAGGGACAAAAGGGGCAGCACAGGCUCGUUCAUAGACUCCGUGCUCGAUCAGAACGACAAGCUCGGACUCACCCGCCACCAGCUGUACUUUCUCGGCGGGGUCCUGCUGGAAGGCGGAUCGGAUACCUCGAGCGCCAUCAUCCUCGCGUUCAUUCAUGCCAUGACCAAGUGGAAUGAAGUGCUCCGCAAGGCACAGGCCGAGAUUGAUGCCGUGGUAGGCGAGGACCGUACCCCCGUGUGGGCCGACUAUGAUCGCCUGCCAUACACUGCUACCGUUGUCAAGGAAGCCAUGCGCUGGCGGCCGGCAGUGCCUCUGGCUUUUCCUCACGCUGCUGCAGAAGGUAUUUACCCCCUUUUCGCCUUGUUGAAUCUUGUGCUCACGGGUUCCUUAGACGACUGGAUCGAUGGCCACCUCAUACCCAAGGGCACAACCGUCAUCGUCAACGGCUGGGGCCUCCACCAUGAUAAACGUCGCUUCCCAAACUCGGACGUCUUUGACCCAGACCACUACCGCGGCCAAACCGCUCUGGCCUCCGACCUGGCCGGCGCACCCGACUACAACAGUCGUGACCACUAUGGCUACGGCACGGGACGCCGAAUCUGCCCGGGGAUCCACGUUGCGGAGCGCAACCUCUUUCUGGGAAUCGCGAAGCUCAUCUGGGCAUUCUCCAUCGAGGCUGGGAAAGAUGAGGCUGGUAAUCUUAUUCCGCCCGAUCUCAAUCCUGAGACGGGUUAUAGUGAAGGUUUCCUGGUUUGCGCCAGGGACUUCGCGUGCCGGAUCACACCCCGAUCCGCGGCAAGACGGGCGACAAUCAUGAGAGAAUUCAAACAGGCGCAAGAGGAAGUGUUCUCUUGUUACGAGAAUCCAGUUUAA
Molecule: messenger RNA, 2478 nt
Organism: Aspergillus thermomutatus
Lineage: Eukaryota; Fungi; Ascomycota; Eurotiomycetes; Eurotiales; Aspergillaceae
Exons: 9
Coding region: 1-2478 (825 amino acids)
Molecular function (GO): iron ion binding; oxidoreductase activity, acting on paired donors, with incorporation or reduction of molecular oxygen; heme binding
Source: RefSeq, a predicted model, not a curated record